AUGAUCACGAAACUGGAAAGAGACGUCAUGUCAGAGAGCGAGACCACUGAGAAUACCGAAGAAGAAAUCACCACAAAACGCAGUGAACAACGUACAUGUGAGAAUAAGCAGACCAACGCGUUGUUGUAUUUGGUGUUGAAAGAGGGCUACAAGCUGAUUUUCCCGAAGACAAAGAAAGAGAAUUCGUAUCACAAAUGUAUCACUGUAGAAAGCUUUGACGAGCACUUUGAUUAUGAGGCGAUCACACAGCUUGGGAUCGAGUUCGAUGCGAUUGUAAAAAAGAGGAUGGAAAAGAAUGGCAACGUCAAAGAAGUCACUUUAGAUGCAAAGGAUCUCUUUGAAGAUGGGUCUGGCUAUGUCUCCGAAGACAACUCAAAUGAUGUGAAGAAGGAAUUAGAGAACCUUCCAACUCCCUUCGAGUAA
Molecule: messenger RNA, 423 nt
Organism: Entamoeba invadens IP1
Lineage: Eukaryota; Evosea; Mastigamoebida; Endamoebidae
Exons: 1
Coding region: 1-423 (140 amino acids)
Source: RefSeq, a predicted model, not a curated record